Messenger RNA from Varroa destructor (honeybee mite), 459 nucleotides. RefSeq names its product phosrestin-2-like. The record is from RefSeq and is a predicted model, not a curated record. Lineage: Eukaryota; Metazoa; Arthropoda; Arachnida; Mesostigmata; Varroidae. Gene Ontology annotation, molecular function: G protein-coupled receptor binding. Gene Ontology annotation, biological process: G protein-coupled receptor internalization; signal transduction. Gene Ontology annotation, cellular component: cytoplasm.
AGGGAAAAGCGUCUAUUCCGCUUUUAUGUCAACACAAGCGUCGGUGCCGACUGUUUCAUCUGUUAGUUGGCCCGCACAACGCCGCAAGCAAAAACGCCUGUUGGGGCGGCAUCAGUCUUGGAAAAGGCCGUCUCUAAUGAAAAACUUCCAGGGGUCACCUUCUUCACACGGAACUGUGUCACGCUCACGCGGAAUCGUAUACGGGUGGAUUCUCUUGCCGGCACGAACUUCACCAGCAGAAGUAACAGACGCCUCAAAUACAGCGACGGCAGCUGCAGAUACUGACAGGGCAAUGGAGCCAGCGGCCAUUGUUGAGCUAAACUGGUCAUAGGCUGAAGCUGCGCGCUAUUUAAAAGCUUCAAUUGGCUACCGUAACGACUGCAGUCAUUUUUGUGCGUUAGAUAUGCUAUUCUCAGAGACAACGGAUUAUAUGUCAUCCAUUCCAGAUUUGGCAACAGC